This is a messenger RNA of Heterocephalus glaber (naked mole-rat), 10360 nucleotides long. It is a transcript of the gene Def8, whose product is annotated as differentially expressed in FDCP 8 homolog. NCBI's taxonomy places the organism in Eukaryota, Metazoa, Chordata, Mammalia, Rodentia, Bathyergidae. The record is from RefSeq and is a predicted model, not a curated record.
UUGCGAUGGGGUGACGGAGACGGGAACCGACUGGCGGGGCCGCGGCGGUGCUCGGGCCUGGGGCUUCCGCGAGACCCCGGUGUGAAGUGGCCGAGGCCCUGGGCAGGGUGGGAUCUCGGCCCCCGGAUGCCACCGCUGGUCCUCCUCUGGGCUGCUAGCUUAGUGACUUAGAGCCCUGCAAUCCUUGGGGGAGGGCUUGGCACCCAAGGGGGGAGGCCCCCCAGCGACUGUCACAGUCGUCGGUGUGAGACCCGCGGGACCUCCGUUCUCUCGUCUGUGACAUGGGGGUGGGGCAGCGACCCGCGAGGACGAGGUCGUCCCCAGAGCGAAUUGGUGCUUUGUGGGUGACGAUGGAGGCGGUGAGGUUUGGACGUCUCUGCAGGCGGCGGCAGGGCUAAACAGUCCCUAGAGGAAGGGUAGCCCUGUCCCUGGCACACCUUGUUCCAGGUGGGAGCAGAUGGGACACACCUGUCCUCUCCCUCCAGGUUUUGAGCUGAGUCGGAACCGGGUUUUGGUGGUUCUGCGGAGGGCAGGACAAGACACGUUCUAAGCUCAGCCAGACCCCCUCAGCGGCAGCCCUUGGGCCAUUUCCUUUCACGGCUCAGGCUGGACUGUCCCCCGUGAGAGGUGCAGGGUGGGUUGUGCGCUUCUCUGCCUCAGACUCCUCUUCCUUGGCUGUUCCUUUCUGAGGCUAAGCCUGAUUUCUGGGUGAAGCACUGUGGGGUGAAACUAGGGGUGGGGGAGGAGCUGGUGUGUUCGCAGAGUCAGGACUGCCCCCUAUGCCCGUGUGCUGGGGCAUCUGGCUGCCCCGCUAAAGAGGACAUGUGAUUUCCCCGCCUGUGGGGAGAGAAACCGCCACUGAGGUCAAAUGGCCGCACUGGUGUCUUCGUCUACUGAAAGAUGUUUUUUCCUGGAGAGCCUGCAUCUGGAGCAGAGCUGCUGGCAGAAUAGUGGUGUUCCUGCUAGGGGCUUGCCUUUCACUGUCUGGCCCAGAGCUUUCCAGGGAGAUCUGGGUGUGGCUCCUACGUGCUCCCCAUUCCCUUCUGGUUGUUGACCUUGAUGUUUGGCUUAGCAGUGACUGGGCUACUGGCGACUUGGAACCACAAGUGUAUUUAUCCUGCUGUCCCUAGGCAGGAGCGUGGCAUUGUACAGGGACUCAUCACUGGGAUAGCCAGCGUUUAAAUCAGAGCUGUCAGCAUCUCAAAAAUAUUAAAGUGGUAAGCUGACAUUUAUGGGGUGCUGACUAUGAGCUGGCCUUUGUCUCAGAAGUUUGUGUUAGUGAUUUGGUCUUUCUGACACCUCUGCUGUUAUAAUCUGCAUUUGACAUGUGAGAACCUGGAAGCAGAGAAGAUUUAGGCAUUUGCACAAGGUCCUGGGGAGGAGCUGGCAGAGCUGGGACUUGUGUUAGACCUGUCGAUCUUAUUUCUAUGAGGUAACUAGGGUGAUCAGUCAGGUUCUGUUUGGGCUUCACGAGACAGAACCCUCCUUCCUAAUAGCAGUGUUGUGAAAUGGUUGAUUUCCAUCUCACUUGAAUGUAAACUGGUGAGCAGCUCAGGGCUCAGGUGAAGUCUUGUCACGUGACCAUCCUCAUAUGUGGCUUCUGUGUCACAUCCCAAAGUUGCUGUUCUUUCUUUAGCAGUUACACCUGCAUCCUAGACAGCCAGAGGAAGGAAGGGCUGGAGAGGCACAUCCCCUCCCUGUAAGAAUGACUCCUGGAAAUCUUGUGUGAUUGUUGUUUGCGUCCUGUUAUCAGCAUAUAGUCAUAUUACCCUGUCUAGCUGCAGAGUAGACUUGGAAAUCAUGUAACAAAUCAAAAGUUAGGACUCCCAAUUUAAGGAGACUGAGUGGGCACUGCAACAGCUCAGCCUCCUGCACUCUGGCCAUCCCAAGGAUGCACAGGAGGCACUGGGCAUCGGUGGCUGCCUCUGACUUUAGCACCUUUUGUGAUCCACCCAAAGUCAUCUGAUGGUGAGCUGAUUGCUCCUGUGUCCUCCUGGUGUCUUUCUGUUUGGACCCAGGUCCAGCUGUUGAUUAGUCCAGUUCCUGCCAACCUGGAAUGCUGGCCCAGCCCACACUCCCCAGGUUUGGAAUUUCUGCACAGAUUUUUUUUUUGGUACCAGGGAUGGAACUCGGGUUGUUGUGCUUGUGAGACAGGUGGCAGAACCACUGAGCUAAAUCCCUGGACCCCAGGUUUGGAAUUUCUGACCCUGGUGUGGAGGCCCAGCCUCCAUCAGCUGCGGUGAAGCAGCCUCUCCCAUCCCAGCUCUUCAGCCUGUUUGGGAGCCCUGGGCAGGGCCUCCCCCCUAGAGUCUAUUUCUUCCCCCUUUGAGGUGAAGGAGCAAGCAGGGUCAUGGAAUUGUCUCACAUGAUUAUGAAUUAUUUCAGUUUGUAAUAAGAUCAGUAGCCAUCAGCCUCAUGGAUUUAAAAAGCAUCUUUCCAGCUAGGUGUAGUGUGGUGACACAUCUGUGAUCCAAGCUGGUGAGGAAGCUGAGGCAGGAGGGUUCAAGGCCAGCCUAAGCAACUUAGUGCUCUUUGUCUUAAAAACCGAACACAGCAAAACAAAACAAAACAAAAACCUGAGGAUGGAGGUUGGCACCCCUGGGUUCAUUCCCCAGCACCACAAAAAGCUUCCCAUAAUAACAAUAUUAUCCAGAGCUUUUUGGCCUGUGUCUGUGACGUUAUUUGACCCACGUAUGUGAGGGGAAGCAGAGGCGGAGAGAAGCUGUGGAAUGCUGCCCAGCUACUUAAGUUCCUGCCCUGCCAGCACCCCUUCCUCCCUGCCAGAACCCUCAGCUCGUGUGUCUUGCCAUUUGCUGAGCCCCAGGGAGGGGACCAGGCAUUACUGAUCCUUGACUUCUGGCAGGUGCAGAGCCGAGGGGAGGGAGCCAGCCAGUGAGUUGGGUCAUUGCAGAGUUUAUGUUCAGGCCUGGAAUCCAGGCCGAGGACGCCAGUGCAGCCUGGAGUCUGGAUGUGAGCCCCCGUUCCCACGCAUGACCACGUCUUGAUGGCUGUAGUGCCCACCCUGAGCACUCUGACCAAUGCUGGGAGCUCUGUUAGGAAAGAGGCCCUUCCAGUGGAGGCCGGAAGUAGGACCCAGUUCCAAGAGGUGAGAUGCUAUGGAAUAUAAUGAGAAGCUGGCCCGGUUCCGGCAAGCCCACCUCAACCCCUUCAACAAGCAGCUUGGGGCAGGGCAGCAUGAGCAGGGAGCCGCUCAGGAGGCUCUGGAGAUCAGCUCUGAAGAGAUCCUGCCUGAGCUGCGCCCUGGGGAGCCUGAGUUCUGCUGCUCUGAGCGUGUGAUGGAUCUUGGCCUGUCUGAGGACCACUUCUCUCGCCCUGUGGGUCUGUUCCUGGCCUCUGAUGUCCAGCAGCUUCGGCAAGCGAUUGAGGAAUGUAAGCAGGUGAUUCUGGAGCUGCCUGAGCAGUCAGAGAGGCAGAAGGAUGCUGUGGUGAGGCUCAUCCACCUCCGGCUGAAGCUGCAGGAGCUGAAGGACCCCAAUGAGGAUGAGCCCAAUAUCCGAGUCCUCCUAGAGCACCGCUUCUACAAGGAGAAGAGCAAAAGUGUCAAGCAGACCUGUGACAAGUGCAACACCAUCAUCUGGGGGCUCAUUCAGACCUGGUACACCUGCACAGGCUGCUAUUACCGCUGCCACAGCAAGUGCUUGAACCUCAUCUCCAAGCCCUGUGUGAGCUCCAAGGUUAGCCACCAGGCCGAGUACGAGCUGAACAUCUGCCCCGAGACGGGGCUGGACAGCCAGGAUUACCGCUGUGCCGAGUGCCGGGCGCCCAUCUCUCUGCGGGGCGUGCCCAGUGAGGCCCGACAGUGUGACUACACGGGCCGGUACUACUGCAGCCACUGCCACUGGAACGACCUGGCUGUUAUCCCUGCACGCGUCGUGCACAACUGGGACUUCGAGCCGCGCAAGGUGUCUCGCUGCAGCAUGCGCUACCUGGCUCUGAUGGUGUCGAGGCCGGUGCUCCGGCUGCGGGAGAUCAACCCCCUGCUGUUCAACUAUGUGGAGGAGCUGGUGGAGAUCCGGAAGUUGCGCCAGGACAUCCUGCUCAUGAAGCCAUACUUCAUCACUUGCAAGGAGGCCAUGGAAGCCCGGCUGCUGCUGCAGCUCCAGGACCGACAGCAUUUUGUGGAGAACGACGAGAUGUACUCCAUCCAGGACCUGCUGGAUGUGCAUUUGGGCCGCCUUGGCUGCUCUCUCACCGAGAUCCACACGCUCUUUGCCAAGCAUAUCAAGCUGGACUGUGAGCGGUGCCAGGCCAAGGGCUUCGUGUGUGAGCUCUGCAGAGAGGGUGAUGUGCUGUUCCCAUUCGACAGCCACACAUCUGUGUGCACAGACUGCUCAGCCGUCUUCCACAGGGAUUGCUACUAUGACAACUCCACCACAUGCCCCAAGUGUGCCCGGCUCAACUUGAGGAAGCAGUCCCUCUUCCAGGAGCCUGGUCCAGACAUGGAUGCCUAGACUGCUGAGGAGAGCACCAGACCGCCUCUCCCCCACCACUGGGCAUGCACCCUGCCGGCAUUGCCAAAGAAAGUCGUUCAUUCUGUUCCAGAGACCCUUGGCACAUCCCCUGGACGGAAGAGAGGGCCACUGUUGCCUGGCUGCUUGCCGACCUCUGGGCAGGUGCCUGUGUGUGCUGCUUUGUGGGAUGCGGCCACGAUAGAAGCCCUUGAGAAGGGGGGCCUGGGUGACUCACCAAGGAAGGGAAGGAGGACUUCUCAUCUCCCCACGUCACAGCCCCUGCUCCUCGCCCUGGGCCCUGGAGAUGCCCCUGCUCCUGUCCAGGUCGCCCUGGCCACUGGUCAGGCUGAGAACCCUGAGGGCUUCAAAGGAGUGAUGAAUGAGACCUGAGGAAGCAUACACCCAGUCUCAGCCUGAGUUUUGUCUGCCGUGGUGGAUGGUUUUAAGCUUUGCCCAGAGGCUCCUGUUACUCCCAUUCCCUUUGGGGGAUUCUGGUGGUCCCUGUCUGAGAUGGUCACAGUUGUGUCCCAUGCACCUGCUCAGGCUUCUUGAGUUUCUUCUGAGUCCUCAGGCCAGCAGUCCAGUGGGUUUCCUGGUCCUUGUACAGUAGGCAGAGAAAGGGGCAUGGGAACUUGGCCAGCUGGACACCCCAGCUCUGGCUCCUGCUGUGGCCCAGCCCACCUUACCCUGGUGCUCUGAGCUGGGCAGCCAGGGGCUUUGACCGCACAAGUGUCUUAGCCUCCAGGUGCACAGCAGGAACAGUGUCCUUGGGGGAGGUUCCAGGUCAAGCAGGAAGAUUGGCUGCAGUAGGCCUGGAUGGCAUUUCUUGGGACCAAAGCUCUGUCUUGCUGCCACAGUGCCUAUGGAGGGGUUGGUUGGCUUGGAGAGAACCAACCAGUGGCUUUUGGGUUAGGUGUCUGGAAGUAUUUACCCAAGGCAGCCCUCAGCAGGAGGUCUGGAGCCCCUGCAGGAAGACCCGGCCCAGGAGGUACACAAGACCUGCAGGUCUUCAGUGGGGGCCAUGCCCAGCCCUGCUGUUUGCACUUUACAGAUGCCAUGGUGAGGGGGUGGGAAGGGAUGUUUCAGGCUCCCUAGGCUUUCAUCUCUGGACAGUGAAAGUUACAUCCGUCCCCUUCCCCCUUGCCCUGGACUUGGCUGUUGACACACACACAGAGGGCAGGGAGCAUCACCAUUUGGUUGUCCCUUGCUUUUGGCCAAGUCCAAGAUGAGUCACCUCCACCAUCAGGAAGCAGCUGAGUUCACUGGUCCAUUUGAGUAGAUGGAGCAUCACCUCCUUGCCUGUGCCAGGUGGUUUUAGGCAAGGCUCUUUUCUUUCUUGGUUUCCCCAUCUAGAAAAUGAGUGGUAUUGGCCUGGUGGAGGGGAGCACUGGCAGAGUCAUUUGAGGAGUGUGAAGUGAGGCUCAGUCAGCAGCUGACCUUGCUCUGCUUCCCCUUUCUCUGUAGCAUUGAAGAUGGGGUUAAAGCCAAAUGCCACUUUCUUUUCUUUCUUUCUUUUUUUUUCUUUAUCCUGGGGCUCAGGACCUUGCGCUUUUGAGGCAGGGGGCAGAACCACAGAGCUACAUCCCCGGCCCCAAAUGUCACUUUUCUUUACCCGUGAACUCCACAUUCUCACCACUGCAUCAUAUCUGUCAUCCAGACAGUGCCAUUCCUGAAUCCCAUGUAGUGGACAUUAUAUUAUCCCAUUUAAAAAUCACUGUGUCCACAGAAAAUGUUAGAUUGGUAUUUGUUGGACAAAGAGCACCCAAGACCUUCUCCCCCAGUACUUCUCUACCUGUUCCUUAUCGAUGACACAAUCUUCAAACAGAUUCAUGUGUGGGCCUUUCCAUCAGUCCACAGAAUUGUAGGAAGAACCUAGGCAGGAACCAAUCGGCAUGGCCAGCACCUUAUAGAAGAGCGUGCUGAAGGUAUCCCAAGGCACAGGAUACCAGCUGGCCAGAGGGAGGUCCCAUCAUAACAUUGCACAGUCUCCUCAUUAAACUUGUGCUCUCUGGACGCUGGUGUGUGGUGAAUCUGGAACAAGGCAGAGGUGGUUGACACAUGAGCCAGUGGUAGGCUUAGGGUUUGGAGUUAAGUGGCACUUACCAGUUGAUUGAGAAGCACUGAUGUUGGUGUCAGAUCAAAGCCUGCAUGGAUGAUGGGUAGAGUUGCUCGAUUUCUCUCUGCCUUCAUUCGGAUGAGAUGGGAUGACUACAUGGGCCUCUGGGAUUCCAGAAAGCAUUUAGCACUGUGCCUAGCAUCCAGAAAAUGGUUGGUAAAUAGAAGCUGCUUCUCUCUGGAGUCCUCUUGUUGGAAAGAUUGUCUCAUUAAUGUAAGUACCAUCAAGGUGGCCAGUCAUGCAGUCACCACAGAUUCACCAAUCACAAUCUAGAUACGACAGCAGAUGGAGACUCUGCCUGAGAGGAGCUGAGCACACAGCUGCUACUUGGGCUCUGUUGGAGCUCCCACAGAAGGGUGGCAGGAAGGCCUGUGGCUCUGUAGCUCUGUGGCUCUGUGGCUGGGGCGAGCUUCCAGGUAUAACUCAGUAGCUAAGGCUGUGCUUUAUAUAUUAGAUGAAGAAUGCAAUUUUGCCCCUUUUCAGGCCAUGAAAAUGUUUUGUUUCUUUUAGGGUUUGUAUUCUAGCAAAUUCAGUUUUAAAGCAAAGUCGUAAAAACAUCCCAAUUUGCCCAACUCCCGGCUUUAUAAAUGGUGACAUUUUGCCCCAUUUGCUUCAUUCUCUUUCCCCAAAUAUGUAUUUUUCGCUUAGUUGCAGAGAUGAGCUCCCUAUGGUACAAAAUACUUGUGUGCCCCUUUCUAUGUGUAUGUUUUUCUUUCAGUACCGGGGAUCAAACUCAGGACCUUGCACUUGCGAGGCAGGCGCGGUGCCACUGAGCUAAAUCCUCGGCCCUCCCUUUCUAAAUAUUGUAUAUCACUCCCAUGCCAGAGACCUUUCUCGUCAGGCCACAGUGCAAGUGUCAAAGGAAAUUAGCGCUGACACAGUACUAUAAAACCUGCAGCAAAUAUUUGGAUCUAGCAAGUUUUUCAAAUCUCCCCCAAAUUCAUUACAUUCAGUUGCCCCAUGUCUUUAUGUGUUUUAGUUUGUUGUAUGGGGGAUUGGACCCAAAGCCUUCACACACAUAUCCCUCGCUCUUUUUUAUUUUGAGGUGGUUUUGCUAAGUCGCAAAGUUGCCCAGGCUGGACUGGAAUUUGUGAUCCUCCUGCUUCAGCCUCUCAGAGUGCUGGAUUUACAGGGAUGUGCCACCAAGCCCCAUUUAGUUUUUCUUAAUUUGACAAAACACUGGUAUUUUUGAAAAAACUAGUGCUAGAAAUUGAACCCAGGAGCCUCACAAGUGCUAGGCAAGUGUUCUACCACUGAGCUACAUCCCCAGCCCCCAAAAUAAUUAUUUUGACGAAUGCCCCUUCCCCAACUCCAUUUGGGCUUGUCCCAUAGAUUCAAGCUUUGCCCUUCUGGCAGUACUUUGAGAGCAGUGAUGUGAAGUCCUCCUUGGUGUGCCCAGGAAGUGCACAAAGUUGCUUUGUUCUGUUGCUCUUACGUGGCCAAGCUGGUGUGCCAGGUCUCUAUUACUGAAUAGGAAUACCAUUUAUUCCUGUCAUUAAGUGAAUUGUGGGGACUGUGUAAAUAGUUAUUGCUCAAACUUCCACUGAUGGCGCUUGUCUAAUUUGAUUAUUAUGCCAAAUGGGGAUUGACUAAUUCUUUUUUUUUUUGGUACCGGGGAUCAAACUUGGGACCUUGUGCUUGCAAGGUGGGCGGCGGCACCACUGAGCUAAAUCCCUGGCUGGCUGGCCUGGGGAUUGACUAAUUCUAUACUCCAUCUGCAUUUCUUUGUUGACAAUUAUAUGGAAGUUUUCCCUUCUGUAGCUAUUGACUCAAGUUCCUAUUUUACUCAACGGGUUAUCUACUCAUUUUGAUGCCCACUGGAAGCCUUCAACCUGUUUCCUGCAUUGUCCUGGUACGUCCCUCUCAUUCUUUAGGUGCUUGCAUACUUUCUAGUAUUUAUUGCAAGGAGUCCUGACCCUUAAAUCAGCCAUUUCUCCAAGGAGCUGUUUGCUUUUAUGGAUAAUGCUAUUAGUAACUGAGAUGUGGAUACUGGGUAUGCUCAUUGGUACUGGGGUGUCACUGCUUGCAGUUUCUUUCAAUGGACAGAGUCAGGAAAUGAUGCCUCUUGCACUGUUCUGUCUUUUUUUCAUUUUAUUUCUUGUUUUUUUGAGACAGGGUCUCGCCGUGUAGUUGUGGCUGGUCUUGAACUUGUUGACAAUCCUCCUGCCUCAGGCUCCUGAGUGCUGGGAAUAUAGGUGUGCACCACCACAUCCAGCCCUUCUGUUUGUCUUUAAACCAUGACACUGUGUUUUAUAUCAUCACCACAAGGCACAUCCUUUCCCUUUGUCAUAUGUGUAAUUCCCUUCCUUGGUAGUGAAAAGCUGACUCCAUUAUCCAUAAUAUAUUUACUCCAUGUGAGAAUGCACAGCAUGGCUAAACCAUGCCUCUGUGGGAAAUAAUUUAUUUUUACUAUUUAUUUGGUACUGGGACUUGAACUCAGGACCUUGCACUUGCCAGGCAGGCAACGUGCCAUUGAGCCGGCCCUGUUUUUUGUUUUUUGAGACGGGGUCUCAUUAUGUAGUCCAGGCUGGCCUUGAACCCAUAGUGAUCCUCCUGCCUCAGCCUUCUGAGUGCUAGGGUUAUAGGUAUGCGCCACUAUACCCAGCUAGAAGGGUAUUUACUUAGUGUUCUUUUUUGUCUAUAGUUUGAAGGCAUCUAGUCAAAAUAUGGUGUUCAAAUUUACUUGCAUGUUUCUUCCCCUUCACUGUGGUUUUUCAUCUGAAUUAUUGUUCACGUAUCUUAAAUUAUGUCCUAUUUCCCUGUCCUUGUUUACUUCUCUGUGGUAUAUUAACAUGGUUUCAAAUGUCAUUACAAAAAGGUGGGCCGGGGAUUUGGCUCAGUGGUUUCGAUGCCUGCUGCGCAAGCGGAGGUAUCUGAGUUCGAUCCGGCACCAAAAAACAAACGAAAAGGUGUCAGUCUCUUCCCAUUCCUUUGAUCAUUUCCGCUCCACACCCCAUAGGUAACCAACCAGUCUUCAGACUCUUCCUCCUUCCCAUGUUUCAUUUUGUACAAAGACACACAUCUAUUUCCUUAACUCCCCUUUUUUUCCAUAAAAGGCAGCAUACUGUAUACUCUUGCAUAUGGUGUUUUUCAUUUAUGAGUAUAUUCUGGGAACCACUUGAGUUCAUAGAGCCCUUACUAUUUUUGCCAUAAUUUACAUCUGUAUUAUAUUACGUUGUAUGGAAUUACCAUUUCUCAUUUGACCACUCUUAUUUCUAACAUUCAGCCUAACUUUUGCAGUUACAAACAAGGCUGCAAUGAAUAGCUUUUGCACACAUUUUCUUUUGUUGGAAAUGCAUCUUCAGGAUACAAUCCUAAAAUGGGGCUGCUGAGUCAAAUCUAUUUUUUUCUUAGUGUUAAAUGCCUCAUCCAUAAGAGUUGUAACAUUUUAAAUUCUGAUCACAUCAGAGUUACACUAGCCUUCACUGGCACCAAAAAAACUGUUGUCAUACUUUUUUUUGUUGUUGUCAUACUUUUUAAAAUAAGCGGGUCUCAAAGAAAUAACUAACUAAAUGAGUGGGCCUCAUUGUUGUCCUUGCUGGCCUCAGCUCACCACCCUCCUGCCUCCGCCUCUCAGAACAGCUGGGACUACUGGUGCAUGCCACCGGACCUGGCUCAUAUUGACAUCUGCAGUAUGAUGAGAAAUGACAUGUAGUUUUAAUUUCAUUUUUCUGAUUAUAAUGAUACCUGUUUAUAAACAAUUGUAUGGUUCCGGUCACAAACUGAAUUGGAGGAGAACUGAAUAAAAUUUCCCCAUAUGGCCAAUAUUGAA